GUUAUUUCUCGUGCAGGAUGCAAUUAAAGAUUAGCUUAAUUGCGAAAUUAUGAUUUGAGAAGGAAAGGAUCAUGAGCUGAAGAUUCAUUGUGUUUUGGUGACACUCCUUGCUGAGAGUAGUCUUGGUAGUUGAUUAAAAGGCAGAUAAUUCCAGCUGUUGGUAAAUCAGGAACUGAUGGGUAUACAGUUAGGCUUAAUGGGAUACAACCUAUUGGAUACUUUUGUAUUGGUUCUAUCUCUCACCGCUUUGUUAAAUUAAAGCUGUUUCAAUUUUUAUUAAAAGUGAAAGUAACUAAAACUUUGCGUUGAACACUGUGAGAACAGAUAUUCAUCUAGUAUAGAUCAUAAGAAAUAAAUUACGUUUACAAUAUGGGUGUACGUGGCUUAUCGACAUUCAUAGAUGAUAAUAAGAAUAUUUUUCUGAGUGAUCACAAACUGCAUGAUACUAAGGUGAUCAUUGAUGGCUCCAAUCUUUUUCACUUCCUAUACUACCAUUACAAGAUUUCACACCAGUUUGGAGGGGAUUAUGAUCACUUUGCCAGGAAAUGUAAACGUUUCUUCAACAUUCUAAAGGAGUGUAAUAUUACGCCGUAUGUAGUUUUUGAUGGGGGAUAUGAUCCAGAUGAUAGAAAAUUGCCAGAAGUUUUAGAUCGUAUGAAUGACCGACGAAAGAAAGUUGGCUUGAUUUGUGCUAAAGGUCGUGGAUGUGUCUUGCCAAUUCUUACGUAUGAAACUUUCCGUCAGGUGCUUUUAGAGUUACAAAUAGCACACGCCUCUUGUGUGUUCGAGGCUGAUAGAGAAAUUGCAGUACUUGCCAAAAGAUGGAACUGUCCUGUUUUGAGUAACGACAGUGAUUUCUACAUAUAUAGACUAGAAGGAGGAUUUGUACCAUUAGACUAUAUCAAUAUGACAUUAUGUUUGUAUAACACUAAAACAGAAGUUGCAUCAGUUUUGGAUAGAAAUAAGUCUGCUGGAGAAAAUGAAUUUGUGUACAUACCUGUUAAGUAUUACAACUGUGAGCGUUUAUUGAAACAGUUUAAGAAGGAUGAUGAUGACUAUGUUCUGCCAAUGUUAGCAACUGUAGUAGGGAAUGAUUACGUUGAUAAUUCAGUAUUAUACAGCUUUAAUUACGCUCUCCGAGCUCCAAAAAAUCCAAGCAAAAAGUCAUUUAGCCUAAAGACCAGCGGUAGAAUGGAGGCUGUUUUGCACUGGAUAGACACAACAGAUGGUGAAACAGAAGCUUUUGAGCAGAUUUUAGCAAGCAUAACUGUAGAGAAGAGAGAUAAAGUCAGAGAAAUACUGGCAGCAGCUAUCAAAGAGUACAAGGAUAUUGAGAACUUUGCUUCAUUUGAUUUAGAAAAUAUUCUCCAUACCCAUCAAAAUGGCAAAAUUGUUCAUGAAGAGGAUUGUGAAAUAAAUGAAAAAGAGGAUGUUAGUGUUUCAGAACUGACUGAUUACAAUGGUAGGAAGUUACCUGCUUGGUUCGUGAAACGACUGAGAAACUGUGAACUGAAUGGUUCAUUCUUACAAAAUGUGUCCAUAAAUCAUAGAGUUAUUUUAAACUGCCAGGUAGAAAUUCUCAGGGAAACAUCUUCGUAUGCAUGCUCCAGAAGAUUACGCAGUUUUAUCUAUGGAAUAGUUCUAAGUCCGCUCAAAAGUGAUGACACUGAGAAGAUGAACCGUGAUAGUAGCAUAGUGGAAUAUGAUAGACAGGGCAAAGACACAAAGAAAUUUCAUGUUAGUCCAGAAAACAGUGUAUCAAAUGUAUUGGAAAUUCCAACUCUAGAGAAAAUGCCUUCUCUUUCAAAGGUAGAGAGACAGAAACUGCUACAUGCUGCUUGUAAUGUUAGUCCAGUCUGUUUAGAUGAUAAGGUGGAUGAAGCAUCACAGUCAUUUAUCUUUGUAUUAAGCACAUGGGUAAAGUUCGCUCAACCAAAAGUCACAGAAAGCCAUUUAAGCGCAUUGAUCAUUGGUGUCAUAGCAUUGCAUAUGAAAGAAUUAGAUUGGCUGGACAUGAAAAAAGCACUGGGUUUUAAACCUUAUGAGCCAGAAUUAUUUCCAGAUAUUGUCAAGGCAUGUAGGGCAAUGCCUGAAAGAAAAGCAGAAUUCUUCAAGAAGCACACAGAGAAGCAUUUCAGUCGUCCUGAACACUCUGCAAAAAUUCCUCGUGAUAAUAAAGUGGUACAUGGAUUUGCGCAGUUUCAGACAUGUUUUCUUGAUACACAUUACCUGAAUCAAGUUCUGCUGAACCCAGUAUGCAUGCCAAGUCCAAGCAUGAUACUCAACUGUACGUUUUCAUACAAUCUGUGCCGAGACCUAGAAAGUCGCCUUCAUGAGGAACUUUAUUGCGCAGAUAUACUUGGUAGGGGUUCUUCCCUCCACACUUUGUUCUUGUCAUGGAAGCAAGCAGUGAUUGAUCUGUGUAAGGAGAGCUGUUUUGAAGAUAGUGGGGCAGGUAUUAAAAAGAAGAAUAAGUCGAAGUCAAAAGUGAAGAAAACUGUCAAAGACAGAGGGGUGGAAAAGAAAGAUGAGUGUAUCGUCUCGGAUGGGGAAGAAUGUGAAAUGGUGAAAUUGAACUGUGAUGUUAGCAACAAGUUUUCCCUCCUUCAUCUGGGGGAUUCAACUUGAAUGAAGAGUCAUGGGUAGUGAGAGACAGUAACAGGUUAAUUAUUGACCACCCUGCAUAGGUAUUUCCAACAUAUUUUGGUAGAGUGAUUUUUGCAAGGUGUAGUAAGUUGUGAAGUUCAAUGGUAUUUAGUGAAUUAAGGAUACAGUGAAAUCAUUUAACCUUUACCCUUCUGAAUUUCUAUUAACGACUGGUCCAUCAUUCAGUUUGGGCUUUACCUCAUAUUAUUCAAAGGGGUGUUCACUGAAAAUUUACUGAUUGAAUAGCAGAGUGUAGAUCAGUAGGAUGAUCUUUGUCUACACUGGUUGCAAAGGCAGAAUCACUUUUUGCCAGCAGGCUAAAGGUUUGGUGGGUACAAAAUUUUGUGGUUUUGCCUCUUUGCUGAGAUAUGAACUUAUGGAUUUCCAUUUACUAAGAUAAAAGAAUGAGAACUUUGCUUGCUCACUGAGUUAUAAUUCCAUGGGAUGAUCACGAUCAUCAAAUAAAAAAAAAAUGAAAUACCUAUAAAUGCAAUACCGGUAAAUGAUUUCUCAGUAAUUUUGUUACCAUGGCUGUGCAGGACCUCAUGAUAAUGUCAUAUGAGCAGAGCAGAUGCAGUGUCAUCAUAGCCCCCAUCCUUUCCUUCAAAAUUUUUUUUUGAUUGUUUCUUCUUUACCUCAGAUGAGCAAUCCAGGGUCAUGGUAACCCUCUUGUUAUUGUUUUUGAAUUAUAAAAAAAAAUAUUAUGCUUCAAACAUUCUGUAGUAAAAUUGCAGAGGCAGCAGUAUCAUGAGUGUCCUUGCUGCAUUGCAUAAAUUAAACUUUGUCAGAAUGUUUGUUUUCAUGAAAUCUUGGACAAGUUUGAAUGUAGGUCAUGUUGGGUAAAAAAUUAGCUCACUAGGUCAAAUCAAAGAAAAUGCUUGUGUACACUAAGAGGCCACAAUUUUUGUCCAAUUGUCGCACUUCCACCUCGAUUACUAUUCACUUUAAAAGUUAAUAAGCAACACUUGUUUUAUAAUAGUUUAUAAUAUUUAUGAAAGUCUUUUAGAUUCUUAUGUCCUUUCUCUCUUGACUUAUAAAGUAAAUGAAUAUUUCUGAAAUUUAGAUCUAGAGCCAAAAAAAUUAAUUUAAGAACAUAUUUUUUCAAAAAUGAGUUAGCCAGUUGGUUACCUAGGCCAAACUGAAGAAUGGGU
Mercenaria mercenaria is the source of this 3797-nucleotide messenger RNA. RefSeq names its product protein asteroid homolog 1-like. Lineage: Eukaryota; Metazoa; Mollusca; Bivalvia; Venerida; Veneridae. The coding region runs from base 370 to 2628 and encodes 752 amino acids. The transcript has 2 exons. The record is from RefSeq and is a predicted model, not a curated record. Gene Ontology annotation, molecular function: nuclease activity.